UGGUGAAGUCGAAGAGAAGAAAAAAUUAAUUUUGAUUUUCCCUUCCAUGAGACGAAAGACGGCGGUGCAUUCAAUUGAAAGCUCCGCCACCGUCGGGCUAAAAACGAAGACGCUGAAGCACGGGACAUAGAGUGAGCGAAAGGUUAAGCAUAAAGUAGUAUGUCGCAGUUCUGGAAACCAGGCUCCGAGAGGCCUCGCCUGCUCGACGAUGAAGAAGGCGGAGUCCUCUUCUACAACUCCACUCAAUCCUCUUCCUCCGGAUUCGGGUAUGCGAGCAUCGAGAAGCAGAGGCAAAGGCUUCCCGUGUUCAAGUACCGUACGGCCAUACUGUAUCUGGUGGAGACUCACGCCACCACCAUUGUCGUCGGCGAGACUGGUAGUGGCAAGACCACCCAGAUCCCUCAGUACCUCAACGAAGCAGGUUGGGCUGAUGGUGGGCGUGUCAUAGCUUGCACCCAACCCAGACGGCUGGCUGCCCAGUCAGUGGCAUCAAGGGUGGCUGACGAGAUGGGUGUCAAGCUUGGAGAGGAAGUGGGCUAUACAAUUCGAUUUGAAGAUCGGACAACACAGGGCGUAACUAGGAUAAAAUUUCUCACAGAUGGGGUUUUACUUAGGGAAAUGAUGGCAGAUCCCCUUUUGACUCAGUACAGUGUAAUAAUGGUGGAUGAGGCUCAUGAAAGGUCUCUUUUUACUGACAUCUUAUUGGGACUCCUGAAAAAGAUCCAACGACGUCGACCUCAGCUGCGUCUCAUAAUCUCAUCAGCUACAAUUGAAGCAAAAUCAAUGUCUGCUUUUUUCCGGACCAGCAAAAGGCAUAGAGGAAUGGAAGUAGUGGACCCUGUACCCAGGCUAGACCCUGCCAUUUUAUCAGUUGAGGGCAGAGGAUUUGAUGUGCGAAUUCAUUAUCUUGAGGAGCCUGUCCCUGAUUAUCUCCGGGCCAUAGUUUCAACUGUCUUGUCAAUUCAUGAUCAGGAACCCAUGGGCGAUAUUCUGGUAUUCCUUACAGGUCAAGAUGAUAUUGAUGCUGCGGUCCAGUUGCUGACUGAAGAAACUCAAAAUAAUGGAAGGCGCUCUUCAGGAUUGAUUGCUUUGCCUUUACACUCAGGACUUUCACGUGCUGAUCAGGACCUAGUGUUUUCUCCAACUCCUCGAGGAAAAAGGAAAGUAGUGAUAUCUACAAAUAUUGCAGAGACAUCACUGACUUUAGAGGGUAUUGUCUAUGUUAUUGAUAGUGGGUUCUCAAAACAACGGUUCUACAACCCGCUAACAGAUAUUGAAAAUUUGGUUGUGGCACCUAUAUCCAAGGCAUCUGCUAGACAAAGGGCUGGUAGGGCUGGAAGAGUUCGAUCAGGGAAGUGUUACAGGCUCUAUACAGAGGAGUAUUUUGAAAAUGAAAUGCCUUCUCAGGGGAUCCCAGAGAUGCAGAGAUCAAAUCUAGUUUCCUGUGUGAUUCAGUUAAAGGCCUUGGGUAUAGAUAAUAUCUUGGGCUUUGAUUGGCCAGCAUCUCCCUCAGCUGAAGCACUGGUAAGAGCACUUGAAGUACUCUACUCUUUAGGAGUCCUUGACGAUGAUGCUAAACUUACUUCACCAGCUGGGUUUCAAGUUGCAGAGAUUCCACUUGAUCCGAUGGUCUCGAAAAUGAUUUUAUCUUCAAGUCAGCUAGAGUGUUCUGAGGAGAUCAUUACAAUUGCUGCUAUUCUCUCUGUUCAGUCUAUUUGGGUUUCUGUUAGAGGGGCACAAAAGGAGCUGGAUGAAGUGAAACUACGGUUUGCUGCAGCUGAGGGUGACCAUGUGACCUACCUUAAUAUAUACAAAGGAUUUCUCCAGUCUGGUAAAUCUUCACAGUGGUGUCAUAAGAACUUCGUGAAUUACCAUGCAAUGAAGAAGGUUAUUGAAGUUAGAGAACAGCUCAGAAGAAUAGCACAACGAGUAGGGAUAGUCUUAAAAUCUUGUGAAGGAGAUAUGCAGGCUGUAAGAAAGGCUAUUAUAGCUGGGUUUUUCACUAAUGCUUGCCAUUUGGAAGCAUUCAGUCAGAAUGGUAUGUACAAGACUAUCAGAAGUUCUCAAGAAGUUUAUAUUCACCCAUCAUCUGUGUUGUUCAGAGUUAAUCCAAAGUGGGUUAUAUACCAUUCUCUCGUCUCAACCGAUCGACAGUACAUGCGCAAUGUAAUGACCAUAGAUCCAUCUUGGCUUACAGAGGUUGCUCCGCAUUUUUAUCGGCGUCAACAAAAGAAUGCUAUUGCUCCUUGAGUGCCGACUGAACCAUCCUACUUUUUGUUCAAUAUAUAUUUUUCAAUGUUGGGCAGUGGCAACAAGAUGUAUGUGCAGCCUACUAAGUAUUUGUUCAUACACGAAUCAUAAUCUUGGGAACAGAAUGCUGAGGGAUAUAUAAAUUUUUACAUAUUCAGUUGAUGGUUCUUUAAUCACAGAAGCAUCUGUAUCAGGUAUUUUAGAUGUUGCUGAACUCAGAUGCUAGAGUGAUCAUGAACUGAAAGUAAUAUCUGAUUGAAACCGUUGAGAGUUGUUAAA
Molecule: messenger RNA, 2529 nt
Organism: Malania oleifera
Lineage: Eukaryota; Viridiplantae; Streptophyta; Magnoliopsida; Santalales; Ximeniaceae
Product: probable pre-mRNA-splicing factor ATP-dependent RNA helicase DEAH9
Exons: 24
Coding region: 160-2250 (696 amino acids)
Cellular component (GO): intracellular anatomical structure
Molecular function (GO): ATP binding; RNA binding
Source: RefSeq, a predicted model, not a curated record